AUGAUAAGGCCCGGCCAGUACCAGACGCUCAUGGACGCCACGAGGUACGUCGACCACGUGCUCUGGGACCUGGUGCUCCCCUGGCUCGAGGAGUGCAGGACGGGCCACGCCGCGCUGGUCGUGGUCAUCUCGCUCGACAGGUCCGGGGGCCUGUCGCAGGAUGGUCUGGAGGAGGUGGUGGCCCCCCUGCUGGAGCGCUUCUCGCUGCAGGCGCUGGCCACCAGCCGCUUUCCGCUGUUCGGCCUGCUGGCGCACGCGCUGGAGCUGAACGCGCCUGACGAGUCGCCUCGGCCCUGCCGGGCGGACCUCGCGCUCUAUUUCCGCGCCGUGCUGGCCGGCUCCGCCGCUCUCGAUGGCCGCUUGGUGUCGGAGCUCGCCGCCGACGAGGCGGCUCCCCAGGGGGUGUGCUCGCACCAGCUUGCCAUGACGGCCGCGGCUCUCGGCGGCUUCCCUCUCAGGCCGCUUGCCAAUCGGAGUGUGAUUCAGGCGUGGUGUCGGCCGACCCCCUGGCCAGUCUGGAGCGCGUUGCACACGCGAUGGCGCCGUGCACCCCAGCUUCCGAGUGGGCAGAACCCCGUGCCUCUUAGCUUGUCGCCGCUGCGUGGCUUCCGGUCGUCUCGCUGGAGCUUUCUUGAGGCGAGGCUGCGAAGUUUCGAUUUCAAUGGCUGGUCCAUCCCUGGGACCCCGAUGGAGUCGCUCGCAGCUCCAGAGGCGCAAGACGAUGGCUGGACGCUCGAAUUCGAUCAGGAGCUGGAACGGCGGCGCAAUGGCGGGACUGAUGAUGCUGGCACAGUGCGUGUUGCUUUCCUGGAGUCGGAGAAGGGGGAAUUGUUUGACGGCGCCAUGAACAUGGACCACCGCCCUCCUCAGCAGAGAGGCGCUAAUGCUGUUGUGCAUCGCGGCACUUUUGAAGAGCAGUGGCGCAGGUUCAUGAUAAACCCUGAUGACCAGGCAGUUUUCUCGACUUGUCAGGUUGGUUACUUUGACAAGCGGCCCUUGGGCUUGAUGACGGCAUGGCAUGCAGAUUUCGUGCACUGGCCUCUGCGUCCAACGACGGAUGACAUUCAGGCGUUGGCGAACUAUGAUAUAGUGAUUGUGUUUGAUGCGUGGCCGUUAGGGAGACCCCCCGAAUUGCCUCUGGUGCGCGGACAGGUGCGACUGUGGAUGCCCUGGGAGCCCGUUGCCAUCGAGGGGGACGUCUCUUUCCCCGAUGACUAUUGCCCCGUUGUGCUCGAUUUGUUUGCAGUGGCGAGUGUGCCUUCUGCACUGGUCUGGUACCACUUCUGGAUCCAGCAGUGGCGGGACACCUUCCCCGCGCCGCCGCCUGAAAGCGGCGAUGGCCCUCCCGAGGCGUUGGUUUUCUACUACGUGCCGGAGCGCACCACCGAGCUGGCGAGCGGCCUCAGGAGCAUGGGCUACGAGGUGACGCACGCCAUGCACAGCUCGUGGAAGCGAUACUGGCGGUCUUUGCAGGGCGCUUUCAUCGCAAUACUACCAGCGCACAGAGGGGUUGCACGGCUCAGCCCAGGUCAGGUGAUAGCGGAUGCGGCAAUGGCCAAUUGUGUUCCCACCUUCUCACCCAGAACGAAGCUGCUGGCGCGACUGCUCCUGCCAGCCUUCCUGUCUUACCGCUCCCAUGAGGAGUUGAUGGCGAAGGCCCAGUUGUUGCGGGAUCAUCCAGAGUGGAGGCAAACCUUGUCCAGGGAGGUCUGCCGCAGGCUUCGUUACAUAGACGGGCAGAGCAUUGAGACACCACUGCAACUGUUACAGCGCGUCUCCUUGGAGGCGCCAGGCGAC
This is a messenger RNA of Prorocentrum cordatum, 1797 nucleotides long. Lineage: Eukaryota; Dinophyceae; Prorocentrales; Prorocentraceae. The record is from the annotation of a GenBank genome assembly.